This is a messenger RNA of Saprolegnia parasitica CBS 223.65, 1026 nucleotides long. RefSeq lists its product as hypothetical. The transcript has 2 exons. Bases 40 to 1026 code for a protein of 328 amino acids. NCBI's taxonomy places the organism in Eukaryota, Oomycota, Saprolegniomycetes, Saprolegniales, Saprolegniaceae. The record is from RefSeq and is a predicted model, not a curated record.
AUCCAAGCGUCGUAUUUCGAAAGUGACGCAACCAGCACCAUGGCCACGUCCGGAGCCAGCAUGGGACGACCUUCGCCGAGCCAAGUUACCGUCGUCGCAGCCUCGACCGCGCCCAACGGCCAAGACAUGCUGACCAUCUUUAAGAGCCACCCCGAGACCAUGCGCGAGGCGACGCACGGCGAGUUUGACCCGACGAACCUCGAGUGUGCCAUCCACAACCUCGUUGUAAGCGAGUCGCUGGCGCACUUGACGCCGCUUGGCUGGUGGCUGCGCGCUGAUGCGCUGUACCUCGAGCGCUUGAAGAUCUCGCCGUCACUCCUCGCAGCAUUCUUUCACGUCGACUUUGGCCCGCGCCGCCUGUCCCUCAUGCACUUUAAGCUGUGCGAGCAGCCCGAGAUCGACGCGUGGCUCAACACGCUACGGGCUUCGCCACGCCAAGGGCUGCCCGUGCCGCCGACACCCUCUUCCAUCGCCGACAUUCGCAGCGCCCUUUCUGGGCUGACGAUGAUUGUGGACCAAUUCGGCUCGGAGUCGCUGCAGGGGCUCGUGCGCGUGGCUGAGUGUGCCGUCUCGUACCUCGCACGCAUGCAUUCCGACAUCGUGGCCACUAAUCUCCCGGCGCUGGUCCGUUUUCUAGACACAACUUUGCGCGGGUUCCGGGUUGCCGUCAUUGGCGACGUGGUUGCCACGCCGAGGACGACCCAGCACGAGGCGGUGCACAAGGAGUUGCUCGUUGGUUCGUUCGGGCUUCAGCGAUUCAUCUCCAAUCUGCUGCGUCAACACACGUUCUCGCUGGCCCAUGAGAUGGGACAGGGCCAAGCGACAGAGCUCGCGUCCGAGGCGACCAGCACCAAGCCGUUGAAAACCAGUCGGCCAAGAAAAGGCCACCGCGAUGGUGCGCAAGCGACGCCCAACGACCAAGCUCGCCAAGACCCCAAACGUCAAGACUCCGUCGUGGUCGUCGACAACGCACUGGGGCAAAAGCGACGCGGGCGACGUCGGCGCAGCACGGUAUCGCAGUCGUAA